Molecule: messenger RNA, 2430 nt
Organism: Anguilla rostrata (American eel)
Lineage: Eukaryota; Metazoa; Chordata; Actinopteri; Anguilliformes; Anguillidae
Product: free fatty acid receptor 3-like
Exons: 2
Coding region: 56-1012 (318 amino acids)
Biological process (GO): cellular response to fatty acid; G protein-coupled receptor signaling pathway
Cellular component (GO): plasma membrane
Molecular function (GO): G protein-coupled receptor activity
Source: RefSeq, a predicted model, not a curated record
ACAGCGAAGCGUGAUCGCCGACUAUACAAACUGGUGCACAGGUCCCCAACUGGCGAUGUCGCAGAUGAUGGUGAACCAUAUGGUGAUACUGUCCGUCUACAUCCUGACCUUCCUGAUUGGCCUUCCCGCGAACGUCCUCUCACUCUGUGCCUUCAGCGUCAAGGUCCAGAGCAAUGCCACGCCCACCGACGUCCUGCUGCUCAACCUGACGGUGUCUGACCUCCUCUUCCUGCUCAUCCUGCCGCUGAAGAUGCACGAGGCUGCGUCCGGCAUGCGCUGGGACCUGCCCUACUUCCUGUGCAGCGUCACCUCCUUCGUCUUCUUCUCCACCAUCUACACCAGCUCCCUCCUGCUGAUGGCCGUCAGCGUGGACCGCUUUUUGAGCGUGGCCUUCCCCGUCCGCUACAAGCUGCUGCGCAAGCCCGUCUACGCCAUGGUGGGCGCCGUCAUCGCCUUUGUGUUCGGCUCCGCCAGUUGCAGCAUCGUCUUCUUGACGCAGCACCUGCUGCCGGGAAAUGGCACCGUCAACGCCUCCGUCUGCUAUGAGAACUUCACGCCGAGGCAGCUGGCGGUCCUCCUCCCCGUGCGGCUUUAUUUGUUCUCCGUCCUCUUCCUCGUCCCGCUCCUGGUCUGCGCCUUCUGCUACCUGAGCUGCAUCCGUCUCCUGUACGCCCGCCCACGGAUCUGCAGCAGGAAGCGGCAGAAGGCCGUGGGCAUGGCACUGGGCACGCUGCUGGUGUUCGUCGUCUGUUUCCUGCCCUACAACCUCUCCCACCUGCUGGGCUACCUGCACGGGCAGAGCCCCCCCUGGAGGUACUACACCCUUCUCCUCAGCACCGCAAACACCUGCCUGGACCCCAUCAUCUUCUACUUCUCCUCCUCCACCUUCCAGGCCACGGUUAAGCACUCCCUCUACAGGCUGCUGGGGUGCCGACGCCAAAUUGACUUUGUCAACGAAGGAUCCAGUCAGAGCAGAGAUGGCUGUGCUGCAAACCACCUUAGAGAUGGCUGAGAUAUGAUUUUUAUGUAUGACAAACCAGGAGGCCAACUUCGUACACUCAUGCAGUUGAACAGAAAAGUGUGACGCUCAUUCAUAAGAAAAUAAAAAUUAACUUUUUUGUGAAUAGAGCAAUAAUACUUUCACAAAAUAGUACAUGGUAGUUUCUUGUGUGUGAGGGUCAACCUAUGUCUAUCAUGUGUGUGGCAAAACUAUGAAGCUAAUGCUUGAGUACAAACCUUCCCAAAUAGCUAUUCAGUUUUCAUAAUGCUGGAAGUUCUGUUCAGCUGAACAUACUGCUCUUAAAACUGAAAGUUCUGUUCUUAACACAGAACGUUCUGUUCUUAACAUGGAAAGUUUCGUUCUUAACAUUGAAAGUUCUUAGAACAAUCUUUCUCAUGUCUAUUCAAUGUUCUGGAAGUCCUUCUCUUAAUACUGUAAGUUCUGUUCUUAACACUGAAAGAACUGUUAACCUUUCAUGCUGAAAGGUACCUAUUUGUGCAUCUUUUGAAAAUUCAUUAAGGAGGCUGAUUAAGAGAAAAAGCAUGAGAAGAAAAGAAGAAAGAAAGAAAGAAAGAAAGAAAGAAAGAAAGAGAAAGAAAUUGUCAUUUGUUAUUUCAACCAUGAAUCCCCAGUGUGUUUCAAAACAAAGCCUUCAUCAUGGAGGUAUUCUGCUUAUCUCCUUGAAGUUUUUGCUUAGAAGUUUAGAUACAAACUGUAAGCCUAUAAGUGAUAAGUUAUGAGCCUCAUUCAAUGGACAUUGUUAACUAUUGUUACCAACUGAGGACAGAAGGAAAGUACUGCAGGCUCUGACCAUUGGGUUAGUCUAUUGGUUGUUCUGCUAAGAGUCUUUUCAUCUUGUUUUCAGAACCAAGAAGCUAACAGCCAUUGGCAGAAAUCUAAAUUGAUAUUUGUGAGGCCUUGUGUCAUCUUUUUUUGAAAAGAAAAAAAAAAAAACGAGUCUUCGUAUGAAACUUAUGUUAGUGUAUUAUAUUGUCGUUUUUGUUCAUGUAUGGUAAUGUAUUUGUUGCAGAUUGCUAUCACAUCCAUUUAACGCUGAUCCCUAGUGACAAACAAUGCAAAAAACUUUCUGAAAAUGCAAAUAUAAACUAAAAUCAAAAUGCUGGAGGUGCAAGUAGUUUUUUAGAGGACAGACAGAUAUAAAUUAUACAAAAGCAAUGCUGAUAUCUCAUAUCAUUGGAAAGCCAGGUUCCACUUUUCACUUUAUUGAAAAUUCUGCCAAGUAUGAAUACAUUUUCUACCCUCGGCAUGUAUGUAAAUUAACAUUGAAAUAUUUUGUCCAGUGUUUGUUUGUUCUUUAAACGUGAAGUCAGAUAUCCAUGCAAAUGUUUGUUCCCCGGAAAACGUUGGCAUGUCCAACCUCCCCUCGCUCUCCCCAUUGCACACUGCCAAUAAAGCAAAUUGUCUGAAUU